This is a messenger RNA of Epinephelus fuscoguttatus (brown-marbled grouper), 11283 nucleotides long. RefSeq names its product immunoglobulin heavy constant delta (gene ighd). The record is from RefSeq and is a predicted model, not a curated record. Lineage: Eukaryota; Metazoa; Chordata; Actinopteri; Perciformes; Serranidae.
UGUUUGGAGACUCGAACUAAAAGUUGGCUCAGAUAUUGCACUGCCCAGAGAGACUUUAACGGGCCACAGUACUCUUUUCACAUAUCUCAGUCGAGUGUGAGUAGUUUACACAACGGUGAUGUUUACGAGCCGCGCUAGCAUGGACUCCGCUACUAGCUCGUGCUGAGCGUUAGCUCAGUGACAGAGGACUAGCCGACUUCACCGAACGGACACGAGGAAGUCUACACGGACAUUCGUGCGCGCGGGAGGACGGUGACGAUGGAGCAGACGGAGCGGACGAGGUGACAGCAGGGAACGAGGACGCGUCGCAGGUAGCUGGAGCUACGGGACUCGGCGGGAGCUGUCUGGACAUCGCUCUACGGCCUGGCUGGCUGCACCGCCAUGUUGCUUCUACAGUGCGAGAGAGGAGGACAGAGAACAGUGGACACACAGUUUAACAUGAUGGACUAUAGGACAGGACUGCUGCUUUUAACUAUCUGCUGGGCAGGUGUUGAUGGUCAGACUCUGACAGAAUCUGAACCAGUGAUUAAAAGGCCUGGAGAAUCUCACAGACUGACCUGUACAGCCUCUGGAUUGCACUUUGAUAACUACUGGAUGGCCUGGAUCAGACAGGCUCCUGGAAAAGGACUGGAGUGGGUUGCUACUGUCACUCAUGACAGUAAGAGCAAAUACUACUCUCAGUCAGUUCGAGGCCAGUUCACCAUCUCCAGAGACAACAACAUCGAUCAAGUGUAUCUGCAGAUGAACAGUCUGAAGACUGAAGAUUCUGCUGUUUAUUAUUGUGCUCGAUAUGCAUGGGGUAGCGGCUACUUUGACUACUGGGGAAAAGGAACAACCGUGACCGUCACAUCAGCCACUCCAAAUGCACCAACUGUGUUUCCUCUGAUGCAAUGUGGUUCUGGGACUGGAAACACGGUCACUCUUGGUUGCCUUGCCACCGGCUUCACACCCUCCUCACUGACCUACUCAUGGAGCAUAGUAAAUGGGGCUGCCUUGACAGACUUCAUUCAGUACCCUCCAGUACUGAAAGACAACCUUUAUACUGGAAUAAGUCAAGUCCAAGUGAGCAAACAGGACUGGGACGCCCCGAAAUCCUUCAGAUGUGAUGUGACACAUACAGCGGGAAAUCAACAUGUUAUUAUCACAAAGCCAAAGGAGCGGGUUGUGCCUCCAAGCAUCACAUUACACCCUGUCUGGGACAAUGUCCCUGUCGGGGCCUCAUCAGUCAGACUUGUCUGCACCCUAAGUGGCUACUUUCCAGACAAACUGAGUGUGGAGUGGAAGCGGGACAACCAACGUCUACAACCUGCCAAAAGCCCAACGAAGCUGCAGAGUGCGGACGGAACGGAGAAAACCUUCAGUCUAACCAGUGAGAUUGAGCCAAAAACAACAGAGUGGGAACGAGGCUCAAAGUUUACAUGCAAGUCAACUCACAAAGAUCAGGAAUAUAAAAAAACAAUAAGCAUUUGUCAAAUCCAUGAAAGCGCCCCUCCCUCCAUCCAUGUGGAGAUUCCCAGCUUCAAGACAGUAAUGAUGGCAACAGGAUCCAACGUGAAAGCAACAUGUUUGGUCCGCUCUGAUUUUGACGCCAAAUUGACCUGGCGGAUAAAUGGGGGAGAUGCACCACGUGAACAAGUUACGCAGGACAAAAACUCAACUUAUAUAUUCAGUACUGUGACGGUUUCUUCAACUGAGUGGAAAAAAAUAAGGUUAAUAACAUGUAAAGCUGAACAUCAGUGCUUCUCACCCACUGAGAAGACUGUGAAUGUUGCAGGGCCUGCAGUUACAACUCCUGUGGUCACGAUCAGGAGAUCUCUUAAUGAAUUGCUGAAGGGGAACAGUGCUGUGCUGGAGUGUGACGUCACAGGACUCUCAUCACGUGACCUGUACAUCACUUUUCAAGCUGGCACCUCUGACAUCUCUGAAAAACUGUAUGUUGAUCUUCCUGAAGCCCCAGGCCCGCAUUCAAUCAGUAGAAGCUUCCCUGUCCCGCCAGAGCACUUCAAGAAAGACAAAAGUUUCACCUGCAAAGUGUACCAAGGCUUCUCUGUGGAUUUUACAUCAAACUCCAUUGGAAAUAUUUUUGCGGACCCGUCAAUCAAACUUCUUCUGGCCCCCAGUGAAGAGUCAGGAUCACAGACACUCGUAUGCUCUGGACGGGGCUUCAACCCUCACAUUCAAUGGUCUUCUGAGUCUCAGCAAAGAGCUCCAUCAACUAAUGACAUCAGCAUGGGUGCAGAUGGGCAUGUGACAGUGACCAGUCAACUUCAAAUCACUCCCAAAGAGUGGAGCACAGGGAAGGUCUUCACUUGUCAAGUAUCAGACAAGUCCCUGGGCAAAAACAUCAGAAAGGACAUCAGCCUCUGCUCAGCUUAUUCAAGAACCCCUCCCUCCAUCCAUGUGGAGAUUCCCAGCUUCAAGACAGUAAUGAUGGCAACAGGAUCCAAUGUGGAAGCAACAUGUUUGGUACGCUCUGAUUUUGACGCCAAGUUGACCUGGCAGAUAAAUGGGGAAGAUGCAACACAUGUCCAAGCGACGCAGGACAAAAACUCAACUUAUAUAUUCAGUACUGUGACGGUUUCUUCAACUGAGUGGAAAAAAAUAAAGUUAAUAACAUGUAAAGCUGAACAUCAGUGCUUCUCACCCACUGAGAAGACUGUGAAUGUUGCAGGGCCUGCAGUUACAACUCCUGUGGUCACGAUCAGGAGAUCUCUUAAUGAAUUGCUGAAGGGGAACAGUGCUGUGCUGGAAUGUGACGUCACAGGACUCUCAUCACGUGACCUGUAUAUCACUUUUCAAGCUGGCACCUCUGACAUCUCUGAAAAACUGUAUGUUGAUCUUCCUGAAGCCCCAGGCCCGCAUUCAAUCAGUAGAAGCUCUGUCCCGCCAGAGCACUUCAAGAAAGACAAAAGUUUCACCUGCAAAGUGUACCAAGGCUUCUCUGUGGAUUUUACAUCAAACUCCAUUGGAAAUAUUUUUGCGGACCCGUCAAUCAAACUUCUUCUGGCCCCCAGUGAAGAGUCAGGAUCACAGACACUCGUAUGCUCUGGACGGGGCUUCAACCCUCACAUUCAAUGGUCUUCUGAGUCUCAGCAAAGAGCUCCAUCACCGAAUGACAUCAGCAUGGGUGCAGAUGGGCGUGUGACAGUGACCAGUCAACUUCAAAUCACUCACACAGAGUGGAGCACAGGGAAGGUCUUCACUUGUCAAGUAUCAGACAAGUCCCUGGGCAAAAACAUCAGAAAGAACAUCAGCCUCUGCUCAGCUUAUUCAAGAGCCCUUCCCUCCAUCCAUGUGGAGAUUCCCAGCUUCAAGACAGUAAUGAUGGCAGGAGGAUCUAACGUGGAAGCAACAUGUUUGGUCCGCUCUAAUUUUGACGCCCAGUUGACCUGGCGGAUAAAUGGGGAAGAUGCAACACAUGUCCAAGCGACGCAGGACAAAAACUCAACAUAUAUAUUCAGUACUGUGACGGUUUCUUCAACUGAGUGGAAAAAAAUAAAGUUAAUAACAUGUAAAGCUGAACAUCAGUGCUUCUCACCCACUGAAAAGACCGUGAAUGUUGCAGGGCCUGCAGUUACAACUCCUGUGGUCACGAUCAGGAGAUCUCUUAAUGAAUUGCAAGGAACAGUGCUGUGCUGGAGUGACAUCACAGGACUCUCAGCACGUGACCUGUACAUCACUUUUCAAGCUGGCACCUCUGACAUCUCUGAAAAACUGUAUGUUGAUCUUCCUGAAGCCCCAGGCCUGCAUUCAAUCAGUAGAAGCCUCCCUGUCCCGCCAGAGCACUUCAAGAAAGACAAAAGUUUCACCUGCAAAGUGUACCAAGGCUUCUCUGUGGAUUUUACAUCAAACUCCAUUGGAAAUAUUUUUGCAGACCCGUCAAUCAAACUUCUUCUGGCCCCCAGUGAAGAGUCAGGAUCACAGACACUCGUAUGCUCUGGACGGGGCUUCAACCCUCACAUUCAAUGGUCUUCUGAGUCUCAGCAAAGAGCUGCAUCAACGAAUGACAUCAGCAUGGGUGCAGAUGGGCGUGUGACAGUGACCAGUCAACUUCAAAUCACUCACACAGAGUGGAGCACAGGGAAGGUCUUCACUUGUCAAGUAUCAGACAAGUCCCUGGGCAAAAACAUCAGAAAGGACAUCAGCCUCUGCUCAGCUUAUUCAAGAGCGCCUCCCUCCAUCCAUGUGGAGAUUCCCAGCUUCAAGACAGUAAUGAUGGCAGGAGGAUCCAACGUGGAAGCCACAUGUUUGGUCCGCUCUGAUUUUGACGCCAAGUUGACCUGGCGGAUUAAUGGGGAAGAUGCAACACAUGUCCAAGUGACGCAGGACAAAAACUCAACUUAUAUAUUCAGUACUGUGGCGGUUUCUUCAACUGAGUGGAAAAAAAUAAAGUUAAUAACAUGUAAAGCUGAACAUCGGUGCUUCUCACCCACUGAGAAGACUGUGAAUGUUGCAGAGGAGCGGGUUGUGCCUCCAAACAUCACAUUACACCCUGUCUGGGACAAUGUCCCUGUCGGGGCCUCAUCAGUCAGACUUGUCUGCACCCUAAGUGGCUACUUUCCAGACGAACUGAGUGUGGAGUGGAAGCGGGACAACCAACGUCUACAACCUGCCAAAAGCCCGACGAAGCUGCAGAGUGCGGAGGGAACGGGGAAAACCUUCAGUCUAACCAGUGAGAUUGAGCCAAAAACAACAGAGUGGGAACGAGGCUCAAAGUUUACAUGCAAGUCAACUCACAAAGAUCAGGAAUAUAAAAAAACAAUAAGCAUUUGUCAAAUCCAUGAAAGCGCCCCUCCCUCCAUCCAUGUGGAGAUUCCCAGCUUCAAGACAGUAACGAUGGCAACAGGAUCCACUGUGAAAGCAACAUGUUUGGUCCGCUCUGAUUUUGACGCCAGGUUGACCUGGCGGAUAAAUGGGGAAGAUGCAACACAUGUCCAAGUGACGCAGGACAAAAACUCAACUUAUAUAUUCAGUACUGUGGCGGUUUCUUCAACUGAGUGGAAAAAAAUAAAGUUAAUAACAUGUAAAGCUGAACAUCAGUGCUUCUCACCCACUGAGAAGACCGUGAAUGUUGCAGGGCCUGCAGUUACAACUCCUGUGGUCACGAUCAGGAGAUCUCUUAAUGAAUUGCUGAAGGGGAACAGUGCUGUGCUGGAGUGUGACGUCACAGGACUCUCAUCACGUGACCUGUACAUCACUUUUCAAGCUGGCACCUCUGACAUCUCUGAAAAACUGUAUGUUGAUCUUCCUGAAGCCCCAGGCCCGCAUUCAAUCAGUAAAAGCUUCCCUGUCCCGCCAGAGCACUUCAAGAAAGACAAAAGUUUCACCUGCAAAGUGUACCAAGGCUUCUCUGUGGAUUUUACAUCAAACUCCAUUGGAAAUAUUUUUGCGGACCCGUCAAUCAAACUUCUUCUGGCCCCCAGUGAAGAGUCAGGAUCACAGACACUCGUAUGCUCUGCGGGCUUCAACCCUCACAUUCAAUGGUCUUCUGAGUCUCAGCAAAGAGCUCCAUCAACUAAUGACAUCAGCAUGGGUGCAGAUGGGCGUGUGACAGUGACCAGUCAACUUCAAAUCACUCUCACAAAGUGGAGCACAGGAAAGGUCACUUGUCAAGUAUCAGACAAGUCCCUGGGCAAAAACAUCAGAAAGGACAUCAGCCUCUGCUCAGCUUAUUCAAGAGCCCUUCCCUCCAUCCAUGUGGAGAUUCCCAGCUUCAAGACAGUAAUGAUGGCAGGAGGAUCCAACGUGGAAGCAACAUGUUUGGUACGCUCUGAUUUUGACGCCAAGUUGACCUGGCAGAUAAAUGGGGAAGAUGCAACACAUGUCCAAGCGACGCAGGACAAAAACUCAACUUAUAUAUUCAGUACUGUGGCGGUUUCUUCAACUGAGUGGAAAAAAAUAAAGUUAAUAACAUGUAAAGCUGAACAUCAGUGCUUCUCACCCACUGAGAAGACUGUGAAUGUUGCAGGGCCUGCAGUUACAACUCCUGUGGUCACGAUCAGGAGAUCUCUUAAUGAAUUGCUGAAGGGGAACAGUGCUGUGCUGGAAUGUGACGUCACAGGACUCUCAUCACGUGACCUGUAUAUCACUUUUCAAGCUGGCACCUCUGACAUCUCUGAAAAACUGUAUGUUGAUCUUCCUGAAGCCCCAGGCCCGCAUUCAAUCAGUAGAAGCUUCCCUGUCCCGCCAGAGCACUUCAAGAAAGACAAAAGUUUCACCUGCAAAGUGUACCAAGGCUUCUCUGUGGAUUUUACAUCAAACUCCAUUGGAAAUAUUUUUGCGGACCCGUCAAUCAAACUUCUUCGCCCCAGUGAAGAGUCAGGAUCACAGACACUCGUAUGCUCUGCGGGCUUCAACCCUCACAUGCAAUGGUCUUCUGAGUCUCAGCAAAGAGCUCCAUCAACUAAUGACAUCAGCAUGGGUGCAGAUGGGCGUGUGACAGUGACCAGUCAACUUCAAAUCACUCACACAGAGUGGAGCACAGGGAAGGUCUUCACUUGUCAAGUAUCAGACAAGUCCCUGGGCAAAAACAUCAGAAAGAACAUCAGCCUCUGCUCAGCUUAUUCAAGAGCGCCUCCCUCCAUCCAUGUGGAGAUUCCCAGCUUCAAGACAGUAAUGAUGGCCGGAGUAUCCAAUGUGGAAGCAACAUGUUUGGUACGCUCUGAUUUUGACGCCAAGUUGACCUGGCGGAUAAAUGGGGAAGAUGCACCACGUGAACAAGUUACGCAGGACAAAAACUCAACAUAUAUAUUCAGUACUGUGACGGUUUCUUCAACUGAGUGGAAAAAAAUAAAGUUAAUAACAUGUAAAGCUGAACAUCAGUGCUUCUCACCCACUGAGAAGACUGUGAAUGUUGCAGGGCCUGCAGUUACAACUCCUGUGGUCACGAUCAGGAGAUCUCUUAAUGAAUUGCUGAAGGGGAACAGUGCUGUGCUGGAGUGUGACGUCACAGGACUCUCAUCACGUGACCUGUACAUCACUUUUCAAGCUGGCACCUCUGACAUCUCUGAAAAACUGUAUGUUGAUCUUCCUGAAGCCCCAGGCCCAUUCAAUCAGUAGAAGCUUCCUGUCCCGCCAGAGCACUUGAAGAAAGACAAAAGUUUCACCUGCAAAGUGUACCAAGGCUUCUCUGUGGAUUUUACAUCAAACUCCAUUGGAAAUAUUUUUGCGGACCCGUCAAUCAAACUUCUUCUGGCCCCCAGUGAAGAGUCAGGAUCACAGACACUCGUAUGCUCUGGACGGGGCUUCAACCCUCACAUUCAAUGGUCUUCUGAGUCUCAGCAAAGAGCUCCAUCAACUAAUGACAUCAGCAUGGGUGCAGAUGGGCGUGUAACAGUGACCAGUCAACUUCAAAUCACUCACACAGAGUGGAGCACAGGGAAGGUCUUCACUUGUCAAGUAUCAGACAAGUCCCUGGGCAAAAACAUCAGAAAGAACAUCAGCCUCUGCUCAGCUUAUUCAAGAGCGCCUCCCUCCAUCCAUGUGGAGAUUCCCAGCUUCAAGACAGUAAUGAUGGCAGGAGGAUCCAACGUGAAAGCCACAUGUUUGGUCCGCUCUGAUUUUGACGCCAAGUUGACCUGGCGGAUAAAUGGGGAAGAUGCAACACAUGUCCAAGUGACGCAGGACAAAAACUCAACUUAUAUAUUCAGUACUGUGGCGGUUUCUUCAACUGAGUGGAAAAAAAUAAAGUUAAUAACAUGUAAAGCUGAACAUCGGUGCUUCUCACCCACUGAGAAGACUGUGAAUGUUGCAGAGGAGCGGGUUGUGCCUCCAAACAUCACAUUACACCCUGUCUGGGACAAUGUCCCUGUCGGGGCCUCAUCAGUCAGACUUGUCUGCACCCUAAGUGGCUACUUUCCAGACGAACUGAGUGUGGAGUGGAAGCGGGACAACCAACGUCUACAACCUGCCAAAAGCCUGACGAAGCUGCAGAGUGUGGACGGAACGGGGAAAACCUUCAGUCUAACCAGUGAGAUUGAGCCAAAAACAACAGAGUGGGAACGAGGCUCAAAUUUUACAUGCAAGUCAACUCACAAAGAUCAGGAAUAUAAAAAAACAAUAAGCAUUUGUCAAAUCCAUGAAAGCGCCCCUCCCUCCAUCCAUGUGGAGAUUCCCAGCUUCAAGACAGUAAUGAUGGCAACAGGAUCCAACGUGGAAGCAACAUGUUUGGUCCGCUCUAAUUUUGACGCCCAGUUGACCUGGCGGAUAAAUGGGGAAGAUGCAACACAUGUCCAAGUGACGCAGGACAAAAACUCAACAUAUAUAUUCAGUACUGUGACGGUUUCUUCAACUGAGUGGAAAAAAAUAAAGUUAAUAACAUGUAAAGCUGAACAUCAGUGCUUCUCACCCACUGAGAAGACUGUGAAUGUUGCAGGGCCUGCAGUUACAACUCCUGUGGUCACGAUCAGGAGAUCUCUUAAUGAAUUGCUGAAGGGGAACAGUGCUGUGCUGGAGUGUGACAUCACAGGACUCUCAUCACGUGGCCUGUACAUCACUUUUCAAGCUGGCACCUCUGACAUCUCUGAAAAACUGUAUGUUGAUCUUCCUGAAGCCCCAGGCCCGCAUUCAAUCAGUAGAAGCCUCCCUGUCCCGCCAGAGCACUUCAAGAAAGACAAAAGUUUCACCUGCAAAGUGUACCAAGGCUUCUCUGUGGAUUUUACAUCAAACUCCAUUGGAAAUAUUUUUGCGGACCCGUCAAUCAAACUUCUUCUGGCCCCCAGUGAAGAGUCAGGAUCACAGACACUCGUAUGCUCUGCGGGCUUCAACCCUCACAUUCAAUGGUCUUCUGAGUCUCAGCAAAGAGCUCCAUCAACUAAUGACAUCAGCAUGGGUGCAGAUGGGCGUGUGACAGUGACCAGUCAACUUCAAAUCACUCACACAGAGUGGAGCACAGGGAAGGUCUUCACUUGUCAAGUAUCAGACAAGUCCCUGGGCAAAAACAUCAGAAAGAACAUCAGCCUCUGCUCAGCUUAUUCAAGAGCGCCUCCCUCCGUCCAUGUGGAGAUUCCCAGCUUCAAGACAGUAAUGAUGGCAGGAGGAUCCAACGUGGAAGCAACAUGUUUGGUCCGCUCUGAUUUUGACGCCAAGUUGACCUGGCGGAUAAAUGGGAGAGAUGCACCACGUGAACAAGUGACGCAGGACAAAAACUCAACUUAUAUAUUCAGUACUGUGACGGUUUCUUCAACUGAGUGGAAAAAAAUAAAGUUAAUAACAUGUAAAGCUGAACAUCAGUGCUUCUCACCCACUGAGAAGACCGUGAAUGUUGCAGGGCCUGCAGUUACAACUCCUGUGGUCACGAUCAGGAGAUCUCUUAAUGAAUUGCUGAAGGGGAACAGUGCUGUGCUGGAGUGUGACGUCACAGGACUCUCAUCACGUGACCUGUACAUCACUUUUCAAGCUGGCACCUCUGUCAUCUCUGAAAAACUGUAUGUUGAUCUUCCUGAAGCCCCAGGCCCGCAUUCAAUCAGUAGAAGCUUCCCUGUCCCGCCAGAGCACUUGAAGAAAGACAAAAGUUUCACCUGCAAAGUGUACCAAGGCUUCUCUGUGGAUUUUACAUCAAACUCCAUUGGAAAUAUUUUUGCGGACUCGUCAAUCAAACUUCUUCUGGCCCCCAGUGAAGAGUCAGGAUCACAGACACUCGUAUGCUCUGGACGGGGCUUCAACCCUCACAUGCAAUGGUCUUCUGAGUCUCAGCAAAGAGCUCCAUCAACUAAUGACAUCAGCAUGGGUGCAGAUGGGCGUGUGACAGUGACCAGUCAACUUCAAAUCACUCACACAGAGUGGAGCACAGGGAAGGUCUUCACUUGUCAAGUAUCAGACAAGUCCCUGGGCAAAAACAUCAGAAAGAACAUCAGCCUCUGCUCAGUAACUCCAGCAUCAUCUCAGGUGGUUGGCGUAUAUGUUCAGGGACCGCCACCACAGGAGCAUCAGUACAAGGGACAGGUGACUGUCACGUGUCUGCUGGUUGGCCCUUCUCUUAAUGAUUUCUCCGUCACCUGGAAAGUAGAUGGGAAGAAAUAUUCCCAAAAUGUCCAUAGGGAGCCACCAGUGAGUCACAGCAAUGAGACGGAGACAAUGCAGAGCACCCUCAGUGUGUCAGCGGAGGAUUGGCAUGCACAUAAACGAGUGUCUUGUGAGGCAAAGCACCGAUGUUCCAACAAAGGCUACGAGGACCACAUCAGCAAAAGCAGAGAGCUGCAUCCACCAGCAGUGAAGAUAAUAGAACCGGCUGCCUCUGACCUGUCUACGUCUGACUUCCUCACACUCAUUUGCCUCGUGUCUGGAUUUUUCCCAUCUAACAUCAUAGUGUACUGGGAGGAGAAUGACCAGAGACUCCCUUCAACUGUCUACACCAACAGUCCUGCAUGGAAAUACACAGGGAGCAGCACUUAUUCAAUGAGCAGCAGACUAAAUACAUCAAAAACUGAGGACAAGGAGUCUACGUAUUCUUGUGUUGUCAGACAUGAGUCAUCUUUUGAGAGCACUAUAAAGGACGUGUAUGCCUCAGUGACCCAUAGCAAACCUUCAGUUACCUUGCUCCAGGGCUCUGGUGAACUUGUGUGCCUGGUGUUUGGCUUCAGCCCUGAGUCCAUUAAUAUCACCUGGUUUCUUGAUGACACUGGGGAACUGCUGGAAUACAACACUAGUGAACCACACAGAGGCCCAGACGGGAAGUUCAGCAUCCAAAGCCACCUUCGUCUGUCCAAAGCCAGCAGGUUCCUUGGGGCAGUCUUCACCUGCAGGGUGACACAUGCAAACACCAUUUUAAACACCACCCUAUCCCUGGAUGUAUCUAACCCAGAAAUCUUAGAGGACUGUAAUUUCUUAGAUGACAUCAGGCAUAUUGAUGUCAACCACAGCAAAGGUGUGGACAGCUGGUAUACGGCUUUCGCCUUCCUCCUUUUCUUCCUCAUAUCCCUCAUCUAUGGUGUCCUUGCUACCAUGAUUAAGACUAAAUGAUGAUGAUCUCACAGGACAGAUCUCAUUCUAUGAUCCAAAUAUGUGACCUGAGGAUUUCUGAUGGCAUAUGGUUUUACUAGUUUUAAAGUUUGAUCAAAGCUAUUAUUUAUUUAUUUUAUUUUUUUUUUUUUAAUGGAACUGGUUUGACCUGCAUUCAUUUCUUUUUUGCAUGUACGUUAUAUAUUUGGUGUGGCUUGUAUGUGGUGCAUUAAUAAUAAAUAAUGAAGCUUUGAAUUCUAACUUUAAGAUUCAAAUGCUAAUGUAAUGAGCAAAUAUUAUAUCACUGGACUUGUUGCAUUUACAAAAAAAUAAAUAAAAUAAAGA